Cavenderia fasciculata is the source of this 3492-nucleotide messenger RNA. It is a transcript of the gene myoF, whose product is annotated as myosin IF. The transcript is spliced from 6 exons. NCBI's taxonomy places the organism in Eukaryota, Evosea, Eumycetozoa, Acytosteliales, Cavenderiaceae. Gene Ontology annotation, molecular function: ATP binding; actin filament binding; microfilament motor activity. The coding region runs from base 1 to 3492 and encodes 1163 amino acids. Gene Ontology annotation, biological process: vesicle transport along actin filament; actin filament organization. Gene Ontology annotation, cellular component: vesicle; cytoplasm; actin cytoskeleton. The record is from RefSeq and is a predicted model, not a curated record.
AUGUCUCAAACUAAUACUUCUUUUCAUUCAAAUGAAUUACGUGGUCGUCGAUCACACCCAUAUGUUGCCAUUCAAGCAGUGGGAAGUUGGAAAUAUAUAUCAGUUCAGGGAACAACACUUGCAUGGGAAUCAGGUGCCAAGAUUGUCAAGUGUGAUGCCACCAAGAUUGAUAUAUGUGAAAAGUUUCAAAUGCAUGAAACUGAUAAUAUUCAUGUUGCAUUGGAAGACAGUAGAAGAAAUUUUAUUAGGGUCAAACCAAAUGGAUCAGAGGAUGGAUCUGGAAAUAUUCAAACUUGGGAAAGGUUAAAGUUAAUCCCUGUGAAUGGUCUUUACAAUGCUAUAAAUGAUUACUAUAUCCAAACAUUUCAUGGGAACUACUUGACUGAAGCUGGAGGUAAUCUAUCCCUAACACCACAACCAACUACAAUUUUUAGAGUACUUGAAUUUAUCAAUCCAUUUACCUCAUCUACUGCCUCAUCUUCUUCCUCUUCUUCCACCACAACUGCCUCUUCAUCCUCAACCAAUAUUUAUUCAACGCAAUCAAAACAAUCAUUUAGAAACAAGUACAUGUAUGAGUGUCCACCACACAUCUAUGCCCUGGCAGAAGACACUUACAAGAAAUUAUUAUUGACCAAGGAAAAUCAAUGUGUAAUCAUAACUGGAGAAAGUGGUGCUGGUAAAACGGAAGCAUCAAAAAUAUUUAUGGACUAUAUAUCAUUUUGUAGUAGUAAAAUUAAUAACAAUAAUAACAACGAUAUUAUGAAAAAGGUUAUUGAUUCAAAUGUAUUAUUAGAAGCUUUUGGUAAUGCCAAAACAAUUAGAAAUGAUAACUCAUCAAGAUUUGGUAAAUUUAUAAAUUUACAAUUUGAUGUAAAUGGAAUACCAGUUGGAGCAAAGAUUAAUCAAUAUUUAAUUGAAAAGUCACGUGUUAAUACAAGAGCACAUGGCGAAAGAAACUUUCACAUCUUUUAUCAAUUUUUAACAAAUCAUAAAUUGACUGAAAGGUAUGGUCUGAGUGGAGACUCGUCAAUCUACAAGUGUCUCAGUAAUAGCGAUUGUUUCAAAGUGGACACGAUCAAUGACAAGAAAUUAUUUGAUAAUUUACUCGAUUCUAUGAACGGAUUGGGUUGGAACGAUCAUCAACAAGACGCUAUUUGGAGAGUGAUCGCUGCCAUUUUGUUGAUUGGUAACCUAGACUUUGAAAGUGACACUGAAAAGUCUACGGUCGACGCUGUCGUUGUCUCUACACCAGACGUGUUGAAACGCAUAUGUCUACUGUUGCAAUGUAACCAAGACUCUCUUGAAAAGGCACUCAUCUCGAGAUCUUUGACUACUGGUGCUGGAAAACGUGCCAGUUCGAUUCGUGUACUCUUGGAUUACCAUCAAGCAUGCAAUGCAAGAGACUCUUUGGCACGUGUAUUAUAUGAAAGAUUGUUUGGUCAUAUUUUGGAUCGUCUAAACACCACCCUCAAGCCAAAGGACCGAGUGCAUGUCGAAUCAAUGAUUGGUAUCCUCGAUAUCUAUGGCUUUGAAGUGUUUCAAAACAACAGUUUCGAGCAAUUCAUCAUCAACUAUGCCAACGAAAAACUACAACAACUCUUUAUCCACCUCGUCCUCCGUCAAGAACAGGAAGACUAUGAAAAGGAAGGUAUCAACUGGGUCAACAUCAACUACUUUGACAAUGCGCCCGUCAUUGAGUUGAUUGAAGGUCACCCAGUAGGUCUUUUCAAGCUACUAGAAGAGUCUUGUUUGGUUGGUCAGGCCACUCCAGAGACUCUGAUGAACAAGUUUAAUCAGUUCUUUGACAAACAUCCAUUCUAUCAAUCGUUUGAACAAACAUUGGCCCUUUCACCAUCGUCUCCUCAAUCCUUUGAGACACCAGUUUGCCAAUUCACUGUCAAACACUAUGCAGGCAAAGUAACCUACGACUUGACACACUUUUUGGCAAAGAAUCGUGAUUCUCUUCAUCAUGAUCUCUUGUUGGCAGUUGAAACAUCGAAAAAUGACAUCAUCCACUCGAUCUACUCCAUCUCUGAACAAUUAAAGAUUAGCAACAGCAAAAGAAUGCCAAUGACAUCGGCUCAACAAUUUAAAGUUGCCAUCAAUGAACUCAUCAGUAUCCUCCUAACUUGUCAACCACAUUAUAUUAGAUGUAUAAAAUCAAAUGAUCAAAAGAAAUCAAAUUAUUUUGAUCAUGAAAGAGUUUUAGAUCAAAUUCGAUAUUUAAAUACAGUUGAUACAGUUAAAGUUAUUAAAGCUGGUUUUGCAAAUAAAUGGCAUUAUAAUAGAUUCUUUUCAAGAUUUAGUAUUACCUGUAAUUCUACUUGGCCAAUUUGGGAUAAAUCAAUUAAAGAAGGAGUAGAAGAAAUUAUUAAAAAUUUAAUUUCAAAUGUAAAUGAAAGAAAUCAACAAUGUGUAUUUGGAAGAAAAAAACUAUUUAUCAAAUCGGCCAAGACAUUAUUCUUGUUUGAAAAAAUCAGAGAAGAUAAUUUACCAAAGGCUGUUGUGAUCAUUCAAAAGCUAUGGAGAGGCCAUCAGGCGCGAGUAUGGUUCCAAGCAGAAAAGAGACGUCUACAAGAGGAAAAGGAAGAAAUUCAAAGACAAUUGGCUAGAAAGAGAGCCGUUCAGAGAAUUCAAUCUGUCUAUCAACGAUACAAGAUUCGAUCGUUUAUCAAAAAACUUGGUCAAUGGAUUGAAGGACCCUAUUACAACAAGGGUCGCCCAAUGCCAGCCUUGUGGACAUGUCGUCGUCCAAUCGAUGAUAUGAUGCAAGUUAUGCACAUUACAUGGUGGGCAAAGGUCAAGGUUUCAAAACUGACACUUGAACAACGUGCUCUUGUAAGACAAAAGAUUCUUUGUUUGGACUUGUUUGGUGGAGGAUAUUUGAAAAAGAAACCUUGGGAACCAAAACGUAGAUUUAUGGCAGAUUACAUGUCCAAUGAUAGUAAUCCCAAGAAACAACAAUUUACAGAAGCCAUUCAAAAUCUUUUCCCAAAAGGAGAGGACAAGGAAAUUCUCUUUGCCGACAAUGUCAUCAAGGUCAACAAGAGAGGAAAAUCUCAACUACGUACCCUCAUCAUCACCGAUCAACACAUCUAUAAAUACGAUCCAAAGAAAUACAAAAAGAAAAAAGAAGGACUCAAAAUUCACAUGAUUGUAGCUCUCAGCGCCAGCAACAAACGAGAUACAUUCAUGUCAAUCCACUUUAAACAACCAAUUCGUGACCUCUUUAUCGAUUUGGGAUGUGAAGGUGUUGAAAAGGUUAGUGAAGCAGCAACCAUUCUAGUCCAACAAGUUUACAAGUUGACUCGAACCUCUAUACCCCUCCUCCUAAGAGAACCAGUUACCUUUAACAACAGCCGUGACUCUAGACAUGUUGGUCAAGAUUGGGUUGUAUCAUUCUCACCUUAUCCACGUGGAAAAGAAUCUCAAUUGUGUACAUUUAACAAAGGUAAAGGAAAUGCAGCAAUUGUUUAUUAUCCUCCAGAAUAA